GAGAGAAUCUCGCCCUUGUUCUCGUUACCCAGUCAGUUUGAGCGCAGAGCUCGUGAACACAACUACACUUGUGUGCUGCUUCAUUCCUUCGCGCAGCUUCAGUUUCCAGACAGGUACCCGGUACCCUGCACCCCGGGUUUGGACGGGAAGGAUGCGGGAUGCGGAGUCUGCCGGCUCGGCUCUCAGCAGAGUUAUCUCGUGCACAGAGCAGCGCGUGCGGUGCAUCUUCCCCGCCUUUCUCCUGCGUGUCCUCACAUCUUCUCCAGGCUGGAGGAAACUAUCAAAGCUGCCUGAGAUACAUCUGAGCACAUUUUAAUUUAAUUUCAGUUUCUAAUUUUUAAGCAGCUAUGACAUCACCGGGCUGGCUUGUUCUCAUCUGCAAACACGGGAUACCUAACGGAGUGCGUCUUGGCUGUUCCUUCCACGCAACAAACCCCGGUUCUUCUUGUCUUAAAAUCUAAAAAAUAAAUAAAUAAAUAAAUAAAUAAUCCAAAUCUAAAAUCUAAAAUCCCCGGAAUGUGUGCUCACCGAGCAACAAGCAGCAGCGCCCUAAGUGUCUGUGUCCCUGCAGCAGCAGCAGCAGCAGCAGCAGCAGCAGCUCUACACAGGAGGCAUGCUGAAGAUGAGAACGCAUCGGUGGGGAAUCCGUCGCUUUGGAUGUUUGAGUGCAUUUUAAAGGCUGCACCUGCGGGAUUACAGUCACUCUGAGAAGAAGAUUUGCGGGUUCCCGCUACAGGAUAACGGACAGGGAUGCACUCAGUCUGCUUGUUUGGAUGCGUGAAACUGUCCUGAGAAGUCUGUGAUUGUAGCUUGCAGAGGCUCUACAUUUCGGUUUCUCUGUGUGCGCGUCGGAUUGAAGAGCUCUUUAAAGGCUGCACCCGCGGGAUUACAGUCCGUCCGGGGACCUGACACCUGGCCUUUGAUUUCACUUUCUCUCUGCUGGAUAAAAGACAGGGAUGCACUCGGUUGUUGGAUGCGUUAAACUAUCCUGAGAAGUGUGUUUUUGCAGCUUGCAGAGGCUCUACAUUUCUCCGUUUUUUUUUGUUUUUUUUUGGGAGGACCACGGAUCCAAUCAUGGGCACCCACUCUGAUCAUCCCCCGCAGAUUAACCCGGGUUUCACCCUCCGGCUGUUUGCUCUCCUGUGUUUCCUUGAGAUGUCCGGCUCUCAGGAGAUUUACGCGCCGCACUCCAUCCGCGUGGAGGGCGACGUGACGCUGGGGGGGCUGUUCCCGGUGCACGCACGGGGGGUCCCGGGGAUCCCGUGCGGGGACAUCAAGAAGGAGAACGGCAUCCACCGGCUGGAGGCCAUGAUGUACGCCCUGGACCAGAUCAACGGCGACGAGGAGCUGCUGCCCAACGUCACGCUGGGCGCGCGGAUCCUGGACACGUGCUCGCGGGACACGUACGCGCUGGAGCAGUCGCUGACGUUCGUGCAGGCGCUGAUCCAGAAGGACACGUCGGACGUGCGGUGCACCAACGGGGAGCCGCCUGUGUUCGUCAAGCCCGAGAAGGUGGUGGGGGUGGUCGGGGCCUCCGCCAGCUCCGUGUCCAUCAUGGUGGCCAACAUCCUGCGCCUCUUCCAGAUUCCUCAGAUCAGCUACGCGUCCACGGCCCCGGAGCUGAGCGACGACCGCCGCUACGACUUCUUCUCCCGCGUGGUCCCUCCAGACAGCUUCCAGGCGCAGGCCAUGGUGGACAUCGUCAAGGCGAUGGGCUGGAACUACGUCUCCACCGUGGCGUCCGAGGGCAGCUACGGCGAGAAGGGCGUGGACGCCUUCAUGCAGCUCUCCAGAGAAGCAGGUGGAAUCUGUAUCGCUCAGUCUCUGAAGAUCCCUCACCACCACAAACCGUCCGACUUCGAUAAAAUCAUCCGUCUGCUGCUGGACACGCGCUACGCCCGGGCCGUCAUCCUCUUCGCCUCCGACGAGGAUAUCAGGGGUAUCUUGAAUGCCAGUAAGCGAGCGGACCAGGUGGGUCACUUCCUCUGGAUCGGCUCGGACAGCUGGGGCGCCAAAAACAGUCCGAUCAUCCAGCUGGAGGACGCCGCCGUGGGCGCCGUCACCAUCCUGCCCAAGAGAGCCACCAUCAGCGAUGUGACACCGGCCGGCCUGCUCUCAUCCCGCUGUUUCCUGGAAACGGCGCCGGUGUCGGCGUCCCCAGGGACUGCCGGGUUCGACGCGUACUUCACGUCGCGGACGCUGGAGAACAACCGGAGGAACGUUUGGUUCGCUGAGUACUGGGAGGAGAACUUCAACUGCAAACUGAUGAGCUCCUCCAAGAAAGACGAGAGCAGCAGGAAGUGUACAGGUCAGGAGCGGAUCAGCAUUGACUCAAAGUACGAGCAGGAGGGAAAGGUGCAAUUUGUAAUCGACGCGGUGUAUGCCAUGGCGCACGCUCUACACAACAUGCAGCGAGACCUGUGUCCCGAAAACUCGGGCAUCUGCCCCGACAUGGACCUGGCCGGGGGGAAGAAACUACUCAAGUACAUCCGCAAUGUCAGCUUCAAUGGAAGCGCUGGCACUUCAGUGACGUUCAACCGUAACGGCGACGCCCCCGGGCGCUACGAUCUGUUCCAGUACCAGUGGAACAACGUCUCCGGGCCAGGGUACCGCGUCAUCGGACAGUGGACCGAGACGCUGCAGCUCAAUGUGGAGGAGAUGCAGUGGCCUGGCGGCGAGCAGGACAUCCCCAGCUCCGUGUGCAGCCUUCCCUGUAGGACGGGCGAGAGGAAGAAGGUGGUGAAAGGCAUGCCGUGCUGCUGGCAUUGCGAGCCCUGCGACGGCUACCAGUACCAGCACGACGAGUUCACCUGCAAGCUGUGCUCCUACGACAUGCGCCCCGACGCCAACCGCACCGCCUGCCAGCCCAUCCCCAUCACCAAGCUGGAGUGGCACUCGCCCUGGGCUGUGAUCCCCGUGUUCCUCGCCAUGAUCGGGAUCAUCGCUACCAUCUUUGUCAUGGCUACGUUUGUACGGUACAACGACACGCCAAUCGUCCGGGCGUCUGGCCGCGAGCUGAGCUACGUUCUUCUAACUGGGAUAUUUUUAUGCUACAUCAUUACCUUCCUAAUGAUCGCUAAGCCGGAUGUUGGCGUGUGCUCGUUCCGAAGGAUUUUCCUGGGUUUAGGCAUGUGCAUCAGCUACGCCGCCCUCCUCACCAAAACCAACCGCAUUUACCGAAUCUUCGAGCAGGGCAAGAAGUCGGUGACGGCGCCGCGGCUGAUCAGCCCCACCUCGCAGCUGGCGAUCACCUCCAGUCUGAUCUCGGUGCAGCUGUUGGGCGUGUUCGUCUGGUUCGUGGUGGAUCCGCCCAACACGCUCGUAGACUACGACGAGCAGAAGACCUUCAACCCGGACCUGGCUCGAGGCGUGUUGAAGUGUGACAUCACGGAUCUGCAGAUCAUCUGUUCGUUGGGUUACAGUAUCCUGUUGAUGGUGACGUGUACUGUGUACGCCAUAAAGACCCGCGGGGUCCCGGAGAACUUUAACGAGGCCAAGCCCAUCGGGUUCACCAUGUACACCACCUGCAUCGUUUGGCUGGCGUUUAUACCCAUCUUCUUCGGCACAGCGCAGUCUGCGGAAAAGCUGUACAUCCAGACGACCACGCUGACCAUCUCCAUGAACCUGAGUGCGUCCGUGGCUCUCGGGAUGCUCUACAUGCCCAAAGUCUACGUCAUCAUCUUCCACCCGGAGCUCAACGUGCAGAAGAGGAAGCGCUCCUUCAAGGCCGUGGUCACCGCCGCCACCAUGUCGUCCCGACUCUCCCACAAGGCCAGCGAGCGGCCCAACGGCGAGGCCAAGACGGAGCUGUGUGAGAACGUCGACGCCAACAGCUAAUUUCAUAAUUUAUCAGAGGUCCAGCAGAAAAGAAGAAAUUCGUGAGCUACAAUGACCUCGUGAUCUAACCGCGUCCAAGAGAGACUGACCAGAGAGAGAGAAAGGUCUCCUGCCCUGCUGGCUAAAAAGCAAAGAAAGAGAGGAUGUUUUUCUGUUGUUGUUUAGUUGUUUGGUCUCAUGUGCUCCAUUGCCCACACAGACUUUCAGAUGCUGAAGCAAAGCAUUGUGGGACUGCCCUCUGGACAAAGCCUUACGGCACCAAACAUUCACUAAGACAGACAAAGAGAAGCGAGGAUGCAAAGAGGGCAAAGACAGGUUCAAAAAAAUACGUGAAGAAAAUAAAAAAGAAAUCCCUUUUUGUCCAUGAGGAUAAACAUGGCAGACAUCUUGCAGCCUCACACGGGCCACCACUUUGUUUCUCUCUCUGCCGUUGAUGUCAAACGAAGCCGCCGUCUCGGCCGGCCGUGACCUUUCUACGGAGCUCGCCUCCUGUUGUCUUUUGAUGUACUUCCAAACUGCAAGUUUUCCAACCUUCCUGUCCUCCCUUGUGUGGUUCUUAAUGGCUUCUAUGUUACUUUGGUUGUUGGUUUUCUCUCUUUUCUUUUAAAGAUGACAAUGGUUAUUACGUUGAUGAUGAUGAAUCUGUUUUGCUCUUUGCUGCUUGGAUGCACAUUUUUUUUUUUUUUAUUAAAGCCAUAUUCUUCGCUUUGAGAUUUUGAGGGCUUUCGCAUGGUGCCGGCUGGGAUCUGAUUGUUGCCACUUAAAAAUGUCCUUAAAGACCCUGAAAACAUGUUUUCUCAACCGGCUUCUUACUGAGAAGGAUUGGAUCCUAUUUUCAGAAACACUUCAGAUCACAGUGUGAUGGUGAAGUACAUUUCUUUUUUUAAGUUUCAGAGUCGACUCCAUUUCGAUGGUACAUUCUGAGUUUUAGUAAACAUGGUGUGACAUGAAAAAGGUUCAUAUUAAAGGGAUAGUUCAGAUCUUUUCAAGUGUAGUUAUACAGUAAGUUAGUUAAUUAGGUAUGUUACAGGUAUUUUACAGUAGUUCAGUUUACGACAGGGAACUGAAACUGUUCUCUCUGUCAUUUUACCUCGUAGAACAUGUGAGUUGCUGCUCUACCGCUGCCUCUAUCGGCUAGUUUUUUUAGUUUCAGCUGUCCCUUUAAUGGAAUUUGUCUCUUGUGUUGUCUUACUUCUAUCUGGGUGAUGUACACAGGAAGGACUAUAAUGAAUACAUUGAUACUGGAUAGAGGCAUAGAGUUCUGGAGCCUCUUUUUUUCUCUGAUUUCGUGUGUCAUAUCUGUGUAUUUAGAUUUCAAAGAGUUAUGACUCUGAGAAGGAGUGUGAUUUUUGACGCAGAUUGUAGCAAUCGGGUGCUUAAGUAUUUUAAAGGUGCAGGAAACUCAAAAUCAGGCACGUGUGGCUUUGCAGGUGUUAAUUACGCAUGUUGUCUUGCCAUGAGCUCUUGGGAAUGUCAGUGUUGUUGUUUUUUACCUAAAUGUCGUCCUCUUUGUUAUCUGUUUCACACGCUGGUUUUAAGCCCACUUUGGCAAAGUUUCUUAAAGGGAAAAACGUGUGUGCAGCACCUCAAAGAAGCUUCCAGUAACUUAAAGCCCUUAAUCUCCUCAAUGAUCUGCGUCUCUGCUACGAAUGCUCACAAACGGUAGAUGCUAGGUCGCACCUGACGCACGUGUUGACGCCAACACAAGUCAACAGACGGUACUGCAGCUUUUAUAUUUCUUGGUUGCCAAUGUUGUUGAUAGUUUCUAUCCUAUUUUGGAUCACAUUCCUGUUGGAACAUGUUUAUAGUUUAGAAGACUAUAUUGGCGAUCUUUGAUGGUAGAAAGUGCUGCUAUACUCGGUAACAGUCAUGCUACAUGUAUGCUAACGUUAUCUUGGCUGCCGUUGUUGGUCAUUUCUCCCCAAUGUGGGAUCACAUAGCUUCUGCAACAUGUUCGAUUGUGUAGUUUUUGGUUCAGAGGACUUUAUCAGUGAUUUUUGGUGGUAUAAAUUACAGCCUGUACUCUGUUACGAUCCAUUGCUAACUACAUGUAGCUAUAUACUAAUGCCAGGGAAAGCUGUGAUCUUGGUUGUCAAUGUUGUUCAUUUCUCCCCAAUUUCUGAUCACAUACUGUAGCUUCUGGAACAUGUCCUGUUGUGUAGCUUUUGGUUUAAAGCAUUUAUCGCUUAUUAUAAAGCGUUUUCUCCGGAGAAAAAGUGCUGCUAUACUCCGUUGCAGUCAGUCUUCACACUGUAAGAAAAAACAUCAUUGAAAAAGGAUAAUGUCCUGGCAGAAAAUGACCAGUAACUUUUCCAUUAAGUUUACAGACAUUUCUGUUAAUACAAAAAUCUAAAUACAGAACAUUCCUUCAUAUUAACACAGUAUAUUAGCCCAUAUUUCUACGGACUUGUCUGAGAGUGCACCUGUAACAGAUUUAAAGUCUGUUAAUUUUAAGUUAUUUUAGAUUUGGAUUCCCAGCCACACCAGCACAGGGAAGGACAGAAGAAAUAUAUAUAAAAAUAGUAUUUUAUUAUUUUCUGUUUAAAUUAACUGUGACAAUGUCCUCUUCUAAAAACGGAGACAAUGAAUUAAAAAGUGUGGAUUGUCCAAUGUUCUGCCCCAGGGUUAAACAAUACCAAAGUCCAGUCCAGCCUGGAGUCAGCUCCAUGUUUCCCCUGGCUGCUUCUGCGAGGCUUCAAGUAGCCUACUCCAAUCAAGAAAUCCAAUGCCAGGAAUUCCGUGGGGGCCGCUUGUUAGUGGGGAAAUAAUAAAAUCAAUGGGCAGCCUGCUCAUAGACCGGCAACUUUAAAAUAGUGUCUGGUGUCUAGCAUGACUAGGGUUGGGGACCGAAACCCGGUUCCACUAUGGAAUCGGUUCCUACGCAACCGGUAGGAAUCGGACCGGAUUUGAAUCCAAAUUUCGGUUCCUCAUUUUGGUUCCACUUAAUGACGCUCCGAAACGGAAGUAAGAAAUAUCACACUUUCUCUGUAGUCUACCGUGAGCUAGCUACCGUAAAUGUAGGCUACGUUUAAAAUGCCAUAUUUUCCCCUCCUGGCUCACCAAAAUGGACAUAAAAGCAUAUUAACGAUUCACUGCACAUGAUCGCUAGUAAACAUAUUACAUCUUUGAUGUCGUUUUUCACUUUUUCAAGAAUCGGAUUAGGAAUUGGAAUUGUUUUAAAAGUACCGGUUCGGCAUCGGAAUCGUAAAAAUCCAAACGACACCCAACCCUAAGCGUGACAACUUUGCUGACCUAUACUUCAUAUGCGCUCAUCAACAAAUACUGCCAUCACCACUGCUCCGCUGUCGGCCCCUGGAUCUGGCUCCUCAACAGAAAACAGACUUCUACUAAAAACUAGAGCACGACCGAUAAAGAUUUUAAGGCCGAUAUCGAUACAAAUAUUUGGUGAUUUAAAAAUCCGAUAUUCCAAUAUAUCGGCCGAUAUAUUUUUUAAAAAGAAAUCCAGAAACGCAUAACAAAACAUUAGUUAUUUGUAGUUAUUUAUGAGUUCUCACUAAAUUAAAUUGUGACAACAGAACAGAGGAACAUCAAAAUAUUUUAAAGUUCUGAUAAAUAAAAUUUAACUUAAGAUAUGAAAAUUAAAGGGUUAAAUCAGUGUGGAGGAAAAGGACCACUUCCCUUUAGUCUGAGUUUGUGAGCGUUGACACUGCAGAGUCUGGGAGUCAGCUCCACCAGGGCACAGGGGAUCCAGUCAAGUCAAGUUUAUUUCAUCCAUAGAAAUGGAAAUUACAGUGCUCAUACCUGCCCAUAAAAAGAUAGAGCAUAAAUACAGUACAGAAAUUAUAAAAAUGUACAUUUAAAGUGCUUGUUGUGCUGUCUGAUAGCCUGAGGUAUAAAAGAGAGAGCAUACCGCUUAGUUUGUGUCACAGGAGGCUUAGCCUACCGCUACGUUCCAUAACCCUGCCAGUCAGAUUACCAUGAAGAGGGUGACCGGAGGGUGAUUGAGAUGUGAAUCGGGUGCAAACUGACACCUGACAAACCACAAUAACUAACUUCCUCUUGUUGUAUGCAGCGGUCCUUCCCCUCGCACUGUAUCUUUACCUCACCUAUCUCCCCCCUCAGGGGGGAGGAGCCUCACAGUGUUAUAGGGAAACAGAAAUAUUUGAAGCCAUGUUUCAGAAGCUUUAACUUCUAACAUUAGGAAUGUGGAAAACAACCCAACGGCCAACAGAGAGCGGUUUUACUGCAGAUCAUGUGUAGGCCGCUUUAUAGAGAAACGGAAAGAAUUGAAGCCAUGUCGCCUCAAAAGGGGCUUUUUCAUGUCAGGGCUAUCCAAAAAAUGAGAUGGCAAGCGAAACGUCAGAGAUUUACCUUUCUGUUCAAAGCUUUCGUUGUUUGUGAGUCCAACAAUCAGAUUCCUCAGCGGGACGCCAACACAAAGCCCAAAAAAAUAAAAACAGGCGUGUUUUAAAACACUGUUUCAGUUUGAAAUGUUUGAAAUGUUUGUGGUCAUAUUGAAAGCAUCCCAUCCCUACAUGUGUGUUUGUUCUCCACACGCAUAUACACGAUGACUUCUCCAGUAUUUUGUAGGUGUAUGAUGAUGAUGAUGAUCCCUAACUGUGUUGUACUUAAAAAGAAACCUUCUUUGCACCAGGCUUUGCCGGAUUUCACGGACUGCCGAUCCAACAAAAAGGUGUUGAUGUUGAGGUUGUCAAUGCAUGCCUGAUAUGUUUGAUGUUGAAUCCGAAAAAAAAGUUGAAGAAUAAUGAAAUUCUCACGACACAGGCUACGGGUUUACACUGCUACGUUUUGGUUUUUAAAGGGGUGAUUAUAUAGGGUAUUUCCCACUGUUCCUUAAGGUCUCCUAAUAGGGUAUGUAACUUUAUUUGGGCUGAAAAUGCUCGGGUGCUGUUCUAUGCGCCCUUAUGCAACCCUGUUAAGUAGACCUAGAAUGAAACGAGAGGUUUUCUCCCUUAUAUGGUAUGCUCAUGAAUAUUUAGAUGAGCUGUGCACUGAUUGGUUGGUUUACAACGAGCAAAGCACACACACUGUACACAGCCCCUCCCCUCUUUGCCCAUGUCCCCCCCGCCACACACACACACACACACUAUCUGAUAGACUUCCAAAGACAUGCCCAGACAUGCCCGGCAGACAUGCCAGGCCGUGAUUAGCGGCUGCAGCGCCACCGGAGCAGGAAAGGCUGGAACAGCCAAGAGAAAAUAUCCCCAGCUGGCUUCAAACUUUAUUUCUGCUCAGGCACAUAAACUCAUCAACUAAUAUUACUGUAGAAAGCACCAGAGAUAUAGUUUAGUUACAGUUUGGUCAUCCUCCAGUGUGUCGCGCACACACACACACACACCAUUGCGAAGUUUCGACACUUUCAUUACAAAUAGUGUUGUUGUAGCGUUACCCUUUGGAACAUAAAAAUGCUUCACUUCCAGACAAGGAAUCACAACUCACCCUGUAGCUAGUUCAGUGUCUCAGUGCGGGGACAUUUAGUGGAGAGUGGAGCCCACAGGCACGUCCACUGCACCGCUGUGUUAGAUCCACAAGUCCCGCUCCAUUGUCCGAUAUCUAGUCGUUCUCAACACUUUUCUCUGGGCCAGUAUUCCGCAUUUAGGACCGUGGUUCAUUUUCAAUAUCCUUGAAAAACUUCCAAACUUUCUUCUUUCUAAAGUACACAGCGCAGCUCGCAGCUAAGCUUGUGUGUGAGAUCUGCGUGACCUACAUUCGUCAACUAUUAGCUUCGUUGGGAUUUGAUCGUUUCCAGAGGCAGUUUCAAAUAGUGAGAUUUGCAGAGGAAAGUGGGGUCAAUGGGAUUUUUCAAUUGAGGUUCUAUGUAUGUCUUAUUUACCCACCAAACUGUCGUUAUUCAACUAUGACAAGGUAAAAUCAGUUUUGCAUUCUAUCACCCCUUUAAGUGUUUGAGUUUGGUCCCAAAGUGAUCUCUGUGCUCCAAGUAUUUUUAUCUCCAGUAGAAGAACUAAUCUCUGUUUAAACUAACACGCCCAAACCUCAUAUCUCAUCAUCAUUCUGGUAUACUGGACAUAAACAGGAGGCAGUGUGGAGGCUCCGCCCACUGCUGGUAGUUACCAUGGUAACUUUAGUAGCUUUAGUCUCAGAGAACGAGACGUCGUGACCGAUAAGACCCAAUCAGGAGGAGACACGUUGGCGUCAGUGUCGGCGUCGCCAAAGGUCUCCGUUUGGAGCCGUUGAGACUGAAACACAACCCCGCAGAUUCAGAACCAGAACGGGUCAGAAGGGUUUCCUAAUGUCUCCGGUUUAGGGGCCCGCAACACAGG
Perca fluviatilis (European perch) is the source of this 10100-nucleotide messenger RNA. RefSeq names its product metabotropic glutamate receptor 7 (gene grm7). Gene Ontology annotation, cellular component: membrane. The transcript is spliced from 12 exons. Gene Ontology annotation, biological process: G protein-coupled glutamate receptor signaling pathway; regulation of synaptic transmission, glutamatergic. The coding region runs from base 1075 to 3837 and encodes 920 amino acids. Lineage: Eukaryota; Metazoa; Chordata; Actinopteri; Perciformes; Percidae. Gene Ontology annotation, molecular function: group III metabotropic glutamate receptor activity. The record is from RefSeq and is a predicted model, not a curated record.